GUACAAGUGGUACCCUUUACUAGAAUGUUCUGCAGAAUCUCUUCUUCAACACCAUUCUUGUUCCGCUGCAAAUUUGUUCCUCUCCUCUGCCAUACAGUGAAUAGUUCUCCUCCUAGAGGUUUUUCUUGUGUCAGAAAGGGUUCCAUGGCUUGGUGGGAGGGUCUCGAUGAAGCUCGUGUUCUUAUUGCACCAGAACCUUCUAAGGACGGGAACAAGGUAGAGCAGCUUUUAUCUCUCCAACAUCCCAAAUCUGGAAAUGCAACAUGUUACCCUUGUGUUAAUGGAUCUCUUCAAGAACUUCACUGGUUCAAGCAAUCUUAUGGGUCUUGGUUCCUUGGGGAUUAUGUAUGUGAAGAUGGCCGUUUGUAUACUGCAACUCCAGUUGAUCCAGUUUUUGUUCUUUUACCUAUUUUCGAAGAAGCAAGAAUGAAGAAAAAUGAUGAUCCAGGAAAGUUUAGGCAAGUGGAUGAAAUAAUUUAUGUUGUAGGCUAUCCUGGAUAUCAGCAUCUUUCUUCCGUUGCUGAGAACUGCAUGCAAGUGGUUUGUGAUGUCAAAGAUGUAGGAAUGACAAAGUUUUUCAGGCUUAAUGAUGAGAAGGUGCUAAAGUGGUUAUGCUUGAAGGUAAUCCAAUUAAAGAAGACAUUGUUGACACUGGAUAAGAACUAUGCUGCUCGAGAUAAGAAAGAAAUAUUAACUGAUGCAGUAUCUAUAAUUGGAGAGUACUUGAAGGAAGAGCCUUGGUUGAAGCUCCUCUGCAGCAAAUUAAGCAUAGACUUGCAAGAUGACACAAAAGCGUCAAAUUCUGAAAUACAUUCCUCACCAACGGAAAAUGGUUUUGAGCCCUUCAAUCACGGACAGCAGGGAAAGAGUGGAGGUCAGGAAAAGACUACCAGGAACACAAGACAGACUAAAAAGAUCAAAGUGGAGACCAACUCCCUUAAUAUCAAAGACAUGUUUAGUAGGGCUACUAGGCGGGGAAAAUGAAGUUAUGAAGCAGCAGAGCACAGAUCAACGGACAUAAGAGGCUUCUCGGACCAAGGUAUCACUAAUGUGGGGAGGGGAUGACAUUUAAAUUGUGAUUGAACAGGCUUGGAAUGAAUUGGAUGGCUUAAUCUCUCUGAUCUGGUGUCGUCGUUGCUGCUGUAAACAGGCGGUAUCUGUAUCCUCUUUACUGUUAAUUCUUCUUAGUGUAUGAUAUUCAUCCCUUGUACACUGCUCUGCAAAAUCAGCUGUAAAUGCCAAGUCUAGGGGUUUUCAAAUGGAGACAA
Messenger RNA from Solanum dulcamara, 1268 nucleotides. RefSeq lists its product as uncharacterized. The transcript has 11 exons. Gene Ontology annotation, biological process: RNA catabolic process; ribonucleotide metabolic process. Gene Ontology annotation, cellular component: ribonuclease H2 complex; nucleoplasm. Lineage: Eukaryota; Viridiplantae; Streptophyta; Magnoliopsida; Solanales; Solanaceae. The record is from RefSeq and is a predicted model, not a curated record. The coding region runs from base 25 to 984 and encodes 319 amino acids.